This is a messenger RNA of Symbiodinium natans, 4305 nucleotides long. Lineage: Eukaryota; Dinophyceae; Suessiales; Symbiodiniaceae. The record is from the annotation of a GenBank genome assembly.
AUGGGCGGAGUCUUGGGUGGCGCCGUCGGAACAUGGAAGGACGAUGGCUCAGAAGCUGUUCAAGACGGAAAGGAUGGCAGCUUCAGCAUCAGCGGGAAGGCGAAGGGAGAUUCUCCCGUGUGCGCCAUCUACAGCAAGCCCAUCUCGUCAGGCGAAUACUUCGAAGUGACCUGUGAGAACAUCGAGGACAGCCCCUUCAUUGGCAUCGGUACGGAGGCAGGCUUUGGCAAGGGCUACAAGUGCCGGGGCCUGUUCUACGGGGGCCCCGGGAACUUGUCCAACGGCUCCGGCCUCAUCAAGGGCGGCUUCGGCGAAAGCAUCCCCAAGGGUGGUGUCGUUGGUUUCCUGACGGAGUUCGACGACAAGACGGUGAAGGUCACGGUUUACCAGGAUGGACGAUGCUUGGGAAAGGCUUUUGAGUCUCCUCGCCAGGAUGCCUCAGCACAGAUCUUCCCAGUGGUGCGGGCCAAGGCCGAUGGAGACAAGUUCAAGAUUGCCACCAAGUCGGCACCAUCUGCCAAGGACCGCCAGCCGGCAGCCAAGACCCACUUCGCGGUAGGAACCUGGAAGCUCGAGAAGCUCAUGCUGGGCCCUGAGCUGGGGGAGUUCCCCUUGGCGGACAAGAUGGGCGACAAGCCGGUGACGGUGACCAUCAAGGAUGCCGGUGACAAGAAGUUCUACAUGAGUGCCAAGGUCGCGAACACCAUCAACAACCAGGUAGAGUCCGAAGCGCGAGUGAACGCUAACUGGAGUUUGGGCAUGACAGUUGCAGGCCUCAGAUUCCGAAACAAAGCGUAUUCUUCAACGCCCAGUGUCACAAAGAAUGGAGUGUUCAUUUUCGACGGAAACCCUGCUGACUACCAUGAAUGGGAGUUCAGAACCGAGCUACGCAUUGCGGCGCAUGAGCAGCAGGAGAAGCGCCGAAAGAAGAAGGAGAAGAGAGAGAAGAAAGACACUUCGUUUUCGUCAGGCGGUCCUGAGCAAGGAAGAGAGGAGAGAACACCUCAGGCGGAAGCGAGUGCUCCAGCCGAAGGUGGUGUAGCCGGGAGACCGGCAGCUGCGUCAGGGAGACCCACCAUUCCUGUCCCUGACUCGCCAGCGGCCAGUGUGGUUGCGCACGAGAGCAGCUCAGACGGGGAUGAUGGGGCUGUGGACACUGUUCUUCGCGUCAUGGAGGGUCUCAGAGGAGACGCCUUCCAAAAGGCUAAGGACAUUGGAAUCGCGACCCUGUCAGGACCCGGUGGGCUAAGGACCCUGAUCUCCGAGAUCAAGGCAAUGGUCUUCCCGCUAGGAACUUUGGAGGCCCAGGCCUUGUUUCGCAGUGGGCAAGCCAUUCGAGGUCCUUUGAGUCGUCAGGACGGGGAAUCAGUUGUUUCCUAUAUAGGAAGGAGACGCAGAUGGUGGACCUUGAUGACGCAGCUCGAUCCGAGGAUAUCUCUGUCGGAUAGUUUGAGAGCAGAAUUGUUGCUCGAGUUGAGCGGGUUGUCACGUGAUCAGCAGUUGAUGGUGAAGGCUUGUUCAGGCGGUGCCCAUGAUUUUGAGACAUACGCAAAGAUCAUGACCGAGCAUCAUGGGUUGAUUCACUUGCGGGGGAACAAACUACUUGAUUCAACACCCCUUCGAAGCCCUGGUUUCGAUAGAGAUACCCGCAGAUGGCAGUCGAAGGGAUCAGGCAAGUUUGGGAGCCGUUCACCAGGGUCAGUGACAACCGCUUAUGUGAGUGAUGUCAUUGAUUCAGCCUAUGUAUCGCAAGAACAUAGGGCAGAUGAUCAUUAUGCUGAUGAAUGGUACCAAGAUGAGGCACAGGAAGAUGCCGAAGAUGUGGGGUGGAACGCUUGGACUGAUCAGCCAGGUGGUUCACCAGGAUAUGCUCCUUCCGAGGAGGACGUGAUCGUUUCCGACAGCGAGGUUGCCGUCGCCUUGAAUGCGAUGGAGGACUGCGACUACGAGAGCUUUCCCGAGGCCACGGGCGAAGCGAUUCAGUUGCAGUGUGCGGCUCAUGUUGCAUUGGGCAAGGCAGGUAAGGGUAAAGGAUCAUCCGGUGGCAAGGGAAAAGGAUUUCCGGUAGUGCGCAGUCGCUUGCAAUUGUCAGUUGAAGAGAGGAAAGAGAAGCUCAGGGAACUCAAGGCUAAGAGCCGUUGCCUGCGAUGUGGGCAAACAGGACAUUGGAGCGGGGAUCCUCAAUGCCCCAAAGGUCGAUCUUCACAGUCCGGUUCGGAUGGCAAGGGCAAGUCCAAGGGAGAUUCCAAGGGAUCGAAGUCGGGAACAAAGCAAGCUUUCAUGGCAGUUCCAGUGACUAGUGAGAGCGAGGAUGACAUGGAGUGUGUGUACAUUGACAGUGGCCCCUCAGAAGGUAGCCCUAAAGCGUACAUGGUCUAUCGCAGGGAAGGCGCUCGAGCUUCAAGGACAGCCAGGAAUGCCGCUCGAGACACGAUGCCUCCCGGUGGGGACCGUGUCUUCACUGUUGGCCAGCAUCGUGGGCUUAGUUUCGAGGAGGUUCUUCAUCGCUACACUGCAUAUGUCAUCUGGGGACGUUCCUUGAAAUCGGCGGGAUCUCGGGAUUUGGCGGCAUUUCUGAAUUGGGUUCAGAAUUACUACAUCGUGAAUGAGGAAAGCAUGGAGGUAAUGAGGCGAGACAUCCCUCUAGAUGAGGUGCCGCAAAUGCCUGGAGCGCAAGCCCAGCAGAGUGUUGCGGUGCCAGCAGCAUCCUCCCAUGUGACAGCCAAAAGCAAGCCCCCAAAUCCCCCUUUGCCUGUGAGUUGUCAGACAUGCACCAACUUUUCGUACGUGGGGACAAAUGCCUACGUGACAGUGAAGACCUGCAGGGUGUGUGGAAAGGUGUUUAAGGAGAAGAAGACCUUCGAGAAGAAGGACCCCACAUUGUGCAGGCAUGCAAACACCAGUAGACUGGGCUCGAACAAGGCCAUCAUGAAGACUUUCUGUAAGGAUUGUGGUCAUGUGAUAGAUGAAAUGCCCCAAGCAGAAGCCCGAAUCAGGCGUCAGGCUGCGCAGGAACUUGAGACUGCGACUUCGGCUUCGUUUGAUCUCAUCUCGAACAUCUCUAGGAAUGUGCUCGAUGAGGCAAGCCUGGAUGCAACGCAGACCAUGACAUUGUUGGAUGAGUUCAGGUCCCAAGUUGAAGAUUGUCUAGUGGCCCAGAAUGUCGAGGGUAUUGACGACCCAAGGAUUUCCCCGAAGGACUUACAUGAGAUCCUCAAUGAUAUCGUGGAAGCAGCAGUGGUAUCUCAGGAAUCUCCGUCAUCCGUCAGAGCGUCGCCUGGCGAGAUGUCGAGAGCUGCACCGCAACGGGCAGCUGGCUCCGGAUCGCAAGACCGGAGAAGGACAGAUGGGGAAAGCGCAGCGUACAUGUCCAUGAAGACCAACUCCCUAUCCUCGGUGGUUCCGUUGACCCUUGCGGAAGUGGAUAUUUACGAUCAUGAGGAUAUUUGGGGUGUCUUGGAUGAUGGUGCGAAUAGCUCAGUUUGCGGGGAGAGAUGGUGUGACAACGCCCAGAUGAAACUGGCCAAACUGGGUUUCGAAUUCCCCUGGUUGAGCCAAGAAGGCAUUCAGUUCAGAGGACUUGGUGGGAUGACUAAGACCUUGGGCGAUCGACGUCUGUGCUUCUGCAUUCAAUGCGAGUAUCAGGGUGAGAAGGAGGAUGGUAAGGACCCGCUAGUCCCCGGUAUCCUUGAUUGCCACGUGACCUCUGGGAGCGAAACGCCCCUACUUCUAUCCUUAUUCGCGCAGAGCACCCUGGGUUUGUUGAAGGACAUGAAGUCGUUCACCUGCUUGAUACAGAGGAACAAUGGAGAACUGUGGAGGAUUAAGGACAAAGGCGCACACACCUCAGUCACAGAUUCGGGUGGAAACCACCAGGGUAACAUUCAGGCCAACGUGGCAAGCAGUGAUCCUCGGUCUAGCAAGCAGAUGCCGAGUGUCCACAUUGUCUCUACGGGGACUCGAUGGCGCCGCGAGGCCUCAUCUUAUAUCUACAGCCCUGGGCAGGAGUCUGCGAAGGCAUUGGCCGAGGCCCUGCACGGGCCCUUGACUGGGAGCACUGCGAUCUUGAUCUGCAAUUGUCUGGAUUUUUCUAACCCCGAGAUUCAGUCGGGUUCGUUGUCCUGGCUGAAGGGGCAUAUUGGCUCGCACCCUGGAAACCUGACCAAUCAAUGGGAGAAUCCUGAGUUCAGAGACAUGAUCUUCUACGUGCACCAGGCUGUUCGCGAGGCACCCGCGUCUUUGGAGCGAUUAUCUGCAUUUGCAUUUGCACCCAGGGCCGACACAGGUCUGUGGCGAGCAGCGUAA